This is a messenger RNA of Hyalella azteca, 5900 nucleotides long. RefSeq names its product flocculation protein FLO11-like. The record is from RefSeq and is a predicted model, not a curated record. Lineage: Eukaryota; Metazoa; Arthropoda; Malacostraca; Amphipoda; Hyalellidae. The transcript has 11 exons. Gene Ontology annotation, cellular component: cytoplasm. Bases 307 to 2883 code for a protein of 858 amino acids. Gene Ontology annotation, biological process: negative regulation of protein tyrosine kinase activity; intracellular signal transduction. Gene Ontology annotation, molecular function: protein kinase inhibitor activity.
UUUCUUUUCUUUCCAGAGAUUUUCAGAGUGGUUAGCACAAAUUAAACCUUAUUUAGUACUUACCUCAUGGUGCAGUCUCUACUCUCUAGUACUCCCAUAAAAUUAAAUAAAAAGUAAAGACUUAGUGAAAAUUUGAGCCGUGAGGGACAUGGGGGACAACCCCACAUCCUCAAUAAACAAAUAAACAACAACAUGAAUGAUUUGAAGAUUGAGUUUUGAUAGAUAAAUUACUUAUCUAUCAUCAAUUUAUUUUCUCUUACAUUCUUCGCAGUUCACAACUUCACAGCGACAGCAUCAGUUGCGACAAUGUCUUUGGCAACACCACCAAGUGCAGAAAGUUUAUGUGAGAGCAGCAGACUUGUUACAGUAAAUUUAGACACCAGUCCUCCCACUGCUAUACCGUAUGCUGCAGCUCUUGCUCGCACCAUCAGCGAAGACUCUCCUGAUCCUCGCAUCCAGGUUGAGUUGGAACGUCUCAAUAGCUCAACUGACACAAUCAAUAAAUUGGAAGUGGAGCUGGAUGAAGCUCGGAUGGUCUUUCGUCAGCUGCUGGCCGAUUCCACUCAGCGAAUAGACCUGCUAAGCAAGAAGUUAGGCAAGUGUGUGCAGCAAGCUCGCCCUUAUUAUGAUGCCAGAAUAAAAGCUAAGCAGGCAAUGCAAGAGAUGCAGUGUGCCUGCGUGCAGUAUGAGAGGUCUGUUAGUGAACACAAUGCUGCCCGUGAGAUGGUCUUCUUGGCAGAAGAAGGACUCAUGCAGUCUGGUGCUGCCUUCGACCACACUUGGCAAGAGAUGCUCAAUCAUGCCUCGGCUAAAGUGAAUGCUGCUGAGAAGUCUAAGCACGAGUGCGGGCUGGCGCACCAACAGUCGCUGCUGCGCUAUGAGGAAACCGAGGCGCGUGUACAGCAGCUCCAGGUGCAGCUCAAGCGUGCCAUCGCUCGCUCGAGUUUGAACACCCGUCGCAGCCUCUUGCAAAUCAGUAGUCUGGUGCGUCUGCAACAACUGCACCUUUUACCAUAUUUUGAGGCCAAAUCUCAAGUGAACCAGCAGCUGGAGUGGCAGAAGCAGCGCGUGCGGCAGCUCGAGCGAGAAGUUAGCGACGCCAAAGAUACGUACGCCUCCGCCCUGGCCAUGCUCGAGAACAUCUCGGAACAAAUACACAAGAGACGUGCGAGCGCGCAGGUGUUGGGCGUACGAGGUGUGGGUGUUGGCGCCGAGUCUCCCUCCCCUUGUUCCAGGGAGCGCAGUUUACUGCUCUCCAGGGGCGUCACCAACAAGCACGACGCUGCCGCCCUCCACGCGCCGGUUACCUCAACUGAUGCCCACGAUACUAGAGAGACAUCUACGUCUUCCUCUUCGGCUAUCAACCUGACUGCCGCAACCACUGAGGAUGGUGGCUCAGUUUCUACAUCUUCAAUGGCUUUUCAGAAAAAUAUCUGCCAAGAAAAAACAGUUUGUGGACUUGAAGCGGUUGGGAAAAGUUUCCCAGCUGAUGAGCUUGGUUCGACCGAGACAUCUUCUGACCUCAGAUUCGGCGAAGAGGAACGUUGUGACCAGACUGUCGAACCCCAAGUGGCUCUAGCAUCGUUAUCGGAGUUAAGGAACCAGCAACAGCUACAAAACCAUCCACAACACCAACCAGAGCAACAGCUACCGCAGCCUGAGCAGUCACAGCCUGCGCAACCACAGCAGCAGGCACAGCAGCUGUGCACACACGUCUGCAGCAGCCUGGGCGGGGAGUUGUCAGGCUGGCAGCUCGUGGGGGCGCCGCCCCUGGACGCGUCAGGCGUGGCGCUCUCCCUCGUCGACGACGCCGUGAUCUCAGACUCGGAGAGCCUCGCCAGCAUUGAGAUGUUGAGUGACGACGCCAUCGCCGGCUUGAUGUUGGAGGAGGACCUUCCUGACGCCAGCAACUUGGCUGUGUCCUCGUCCACGCCUUUCCUGACGCCCCUGCAAGAAGCAAAUAUUGGGGGCGAGAGCUGCGAGACUGCAGAUGCUGCUGACAGCUCCGCAGCUGAUCCCGACAGCUCAGCAGCUGCUGCUGACAAACCUGACGCAUCGCCUGCCGUCACAUCAUCGACUGUCGCUGGUGCCGCUCCUAUGUCUGCACCAGAUCCUAGUGCGAACACUUCUCGUUGUACUGAGGGCGAACAUGUAGCAGCAGUAGUUGUGUCUUCGCGGCCGUCGUGCACUAGCCAUGAUCUGAAGGAGUCAGCGCCAUAUUCUUCCGAGGCUUUGCUUUCAAAGAUUGAUACGAUGAUCACAGCCGCUGAGAAUUUGCAAAUCAGGCCAGAAAGAAGCAACGUUUCUAGUGAAACUAAAGUAAUGGAAUCAGCAGUAACCAUUGUCUCCCAGGAUUCAAAGCAUGACAGAAACUGCACAGCGAAAGACGCAAUGUCGCUGGGCUGCAGGUUAAACCCAACAUCUUGUGGCACUUCUCCGAGCAGCUCCUCAGGCAUGCACUCCCGAAGUCCCUCCAAGUCCCCUACGAGGCCCUCAAGUCUCCCUUUAGCCACUCGUAACCAUCCUGCGGGCCGCAGUGCCGCCGCUUGCUUCGUACCUGUCAAGUCCCGCGCUGAGGCCCGCGGUAGAGCAGAGACCGUUAUCCUCCCGCCUGCCGAGGACGGAUCCAGCGAGGGGAGCAGCAACAGUAACUCCUGCGAGGGCAGCGGCUCCAGCGAGAACUCGAGCAGACGAGACCCUCGUCAGGAGGCCGGGCUCAGCCGGAGCGCCUCCAAAGACUCGGCUGGGACGUGGUCCCCGGAGCUCUCCACUCCCGGCUAUGCUCCCCUCCAAGAUGCCGUCGAGUCCCCCUUCUCCCAGCCGCCCCCCAGCUACCCGCCCCCUCCACCUCCCAGGAACUUAGCCAGCCAGGCGGCUGACUAGAAUGCACAGCUCCCCUUAGUGGCACUUGCAGUUGUGUGUCAUUUUUCCCUAGUCAUUUUGGUAAUAUUUCUGUGAAAUUUAUCUCGUAGGUAUUCUGAUAGUUGCCAAAUUUAAUGUGCACUUAGCUGAUUAAAAUUUAUGUACGAAAGUGGUCAAAGAAACAAGAAACGUUAUAGAAAAUUGAAGCUCCUAAUUUGCAAGCCUUGCAGCAAGAGUUAGUUCAUUGAAUAAAAGCUUCGAUCCACGUGCUAACUAUAUGUUCAACUAGGGCAACUAUCAUGAAAGUAUUAUAGUAAUUUGUAAUCUACGAGGUUAGCGUGUAAUUUGAGCAGGUCUUGUUAUUAAUUGUUUCGUUCCUUAAGCUAUGAAAACUUUGAUAUUUUUCCUUGCGACCAAUGCAUGACGUGUUGGCAUGUUGCCGGGCGUUUAGGUCUGCUUUUUUUCUCGCGAACAAAACGCUUGUCCGAUAAGCGUUUCGUCUUGAAAUUAAUUUAAAAUUAAUCAAUUGAUGCGUCAGGCGACGAAGCUACUUCUUAUUAUAUUACAAUUAUUAUGGUAGGUAUGGAAAAAUUAAUAUCUUAAUUUCAUUUCUUGAUUUCUUAUAUGAAACGAAGUCUUUACGCACUAGUUAUCAUCACAUGUUCCAGGUAACGAUCGUCAGUAUUUAUCUGCGCUAGUUUAUUUUCAUGUGCGUCCUAUUGACAUAUGCGAGACAACAUCUUGAUUGCAACCGCUGAAUUUCCUAUUUUUGAGGUAAUGAAUUUUCAGGUGGAAGUGGCGAGCAGGCUCGCUGAAUUUAUGCACUCGUUUCAGCCGCUCGUCAAGUCCAUAGCCGAGAAUCUUGAACGGUUAAUAUAGUCACUAUAGAACACUGUCUUCAUACCAUCACAUUACACUUACUUCUGCUCUUGCACCGUCGCUGCGAGUAGUCUUGGUAUGAGGUUAAAUUGGGUUUCUUCAAAGGACAUGUGCAAAUAAUUAUAUUUUUUGUCUAAGACGAAAUUGAAAAUUUUUACCUAAUCUUUUUUGUUAUCAGAGUUGUUACUUAGGUCACGUAAAACACAUUCCAUUGCCAUCAAUUUUAAUUAAGAGGAAUUAGCGUGUCUUGAUUAUAUUGUAUAUCCAGUGUGUUGUUUGGUCCGUGCUGUGUUGAGUGUAUUAUCUUACUGCUAAGAUGAUAUAUCCAUAGAAAAUCUAGUCUGGUCUACAGUGUAGCGUCUCAUGUCAGCGUUGUUAAUUAGCUUCGUAUGAGGAGGGGAUGCAUAAGCUUGACUCAUGUCGUAGUAUGUGACGGCUAUGUUAUUUAAUGUGCUACCUGGCAUGAAGGAUACGAUCCCAAACAAUUUUUUUUAUUUUCGCUCUAGUGCCGGCGUCACCAAAGUGGAUGUUAUUUACCUCUGAGUGUAAUUUUCAACUUUUUUCUGGGUAAUAGGGAUUUAGAAAUUAAUGAAAGUAUUUAAUGUGAUAAUUUCAACUUACGUUGACGACAUGGAAGGGACAACAAGGCACGUAAAUCAGGCAGAACUGCCCUUGAGUCGUGAGUUGCUCUCUUACGUUCUUCGGAAUCGUGGUUAAUUUGAUGUAUUUCGUAUUUGUUGGAUUGCUUCUUAUUGGUGCCAAAUUUUUGUCAUUUAUGAAGCUGGUAACAUAGAUCGAUGCUAGAUUUGACACCGACAAGCGUCCACAACUGUUGGACGAAGGCUAGUUUGCGCAUAAUACAAAUAGGUUUUAGGCUCUGCCAUUUUACGUUUAUAUAAAGUAUAAACCAUCUUAGCCAUCAUUUGCUACCUCAAUGUAAUGGAUUUUUAUUCAUUAGCUCUAUUACACCGUUCCAGGUUCCGUAAUUUCUUGAUUUUCUUAUAAAUUUUGUUACAUUGCUUUAGGUCACAUCCCGUACUUGCUUCCAAAGGCCUGUUACUGAAUAUUGGAUAGAUAACGCCUUACCUUCGAAGUAAACGACUCAUUCUCUGCUGUGUAGGGCCAUUGAAGCGCUUAAGCCGUUAUUUUCAUGUGACCAUCGAUGACCUACGCUGUCCAACAAACAAACGAUUCUAUGAACGUUAACGUCUGAACUAACGUUACUAAGAAAUUGCAUGUUCAAAACAACGUUACUAAGAACCUGGAUAUCCAGAACGUUGCUAAGAACUUGGAUAUCGAAACUACGUUACUAAGAACCUGGAUAUAAAAAAUAUGUUACUAAGAACCUGGAUAUUCAAACUAUGUUACUGAGAUCGUGGAUGUAAAAACCAACGCUGGUAAGUACUUGGAUGUUCAAAAGAGUGGAUCUCAUGCAGUGUUUUCAAUUAAUAGAAAAAUUCGAACUUUUGGUUUGGGUGUAUUUUCUGCGCAUUGGCACUUGUUAAUAUUUGUAAACUGUAAACUGUCUUGCAGAUAUUCUGUUGAAGAUAUGACGUGACAGUUCUCAGGACUUGAAUGAAAUCUUAGAAACUAUCAAUACAUUGGUCUGGUUUUCUCUGCUUCUUUUAGUAGAAGAGGAUAACAUUACAAACUUGUUACUAUUUUUUAGAGCGUUUAUAUCAUGAGUGAAUUCUCAUAAUUGUUAAUUACUGAAGGUGUAAAAAGUUGACGCCAUAUUCGAAAUACAGCCUUGGUCGACGAGCAUCCGAAGAUAGUACGGGCUAUUAUACGCAAUGGUUGAACUAUAUACUAGUUCAACCAUGAUUGUACGCUGUCCAUCAUGGAUGUCUAGUCUUACGUUCAAGGGAUGUCGUUAAUUGUGAAUUUCUGGAAGGGUGUCAGGGUAGUUUUUUUUCCCUAAGAUCUGUUAGUUACUUCUGUGCUUAUUUUUAAAACAAUACAUUACGCUAACAAUUUAGGCCGAUAUACUAGUCAUUAUAUGCGCUUCAUGGUGGCAGCAAGCUUAUUUAAUACUAGAUACUGCAAUAUGGAAAAAAAUAUGGCACUUAUUUCUUACGGCAUCGCAGUUCCAAUUGGGUUCAUCUAUUGUUAAAAAUACAUGUAUACUUUUUAUUAUCAGUAAAAAUGAAUUGAAGUAA